This is a messenger RNA of Esox lucius (northern pike), 4063 nucleotides long. RefSeq names its product lysine (K)-specific demethylase 1a (gene kdm1a). Gene Ontology annotation, molecular function: oxidoreductase activity; flavin adenine dinucleotide binding; protein binding. Bases 101 to 2902 code for a protein of 933 amino acids. The transcript is spliced from 20 exons. Gene Ontology annotation, biological process: regulation of DNA-templated transcription. NCBI's taxonomy places the organism in Eukaryota, Metazoa, Chordata, Actinopteri, Esociformes, Esocidae. Gene Ontology annotation, cellular component: nucleus. The record is from RefSeq and is a predicted model, not a curated record.
UACCAUGGCAAACAAUCAAGCCUGAUUUGGGACAGCCCUGUCCAAUAUAAAUGUGACUAACUUUGGUCAUCAGUUAGCAUGCACGUUCCAAAACAACACCAUGCCACGAGCAAAAGAAAUACCAGAACACCUCCGGAAAACAGUUGUCUACGCAUACCAGUCUGGAAAGGGUUACAAAGCCAUUUCUAAGGCUCUAUGCAUCCAUCGAACCACAGUCAGAGCCAUACUGUCCAAAUGGAGAAGGUUCGGCACAGUAGUAAAUUUUCCUAGAAGUGGCCGUCCUGCUAAAAGAGCAGUGUGUAAAACUAAUGAUGUCACAAAGAACCCUAGAAUCACGUCUGGGGAUCUAAAGGUUUCUCUCACCCCAGCUAAGGAGAGGACUCUGUCUUCCUCCAUAAUGCUGUCAAGUAAGAAAUCAGACACUGGCUCGUCUGCCUCGUCCGCCUCCUCGGCAGCCGGGGGAUCUGAGCGGGCCCCAGAGGCCCAUGCUGCAACCCAAGCAGGGGCCCCUGCUUCAGCCACCGGCUCCAUGGAGAUCAAGAAGAAGGAGCGGGCCUCUCCUAGCGGGGAGCCUGGCGGGCCCCCGAUGUCCCAUCCUCCAGGUCCCGGCGGUGUGGACCCAGACACAGCCGAGGGCCGCAGGACAAGCCGCCGCAAGCGGUCAAAACAGGUGGAGUACCGCGAGAUGGACGAGAGCCUGGCCAAUUUGUCAGAGGACGAAUACUACUCGGAGGAGGAGCGAAACGCCAAGGCAGAGAAAGAACGCAAGCAGGUGAUCCCGCCACCGGCGCCCCCUGUGGAGGAGGAGGUGGACAGCGAUCCGGAGGAGCCUUCUGGUGAGUGUGUGGAGGGAGCUGCAUUCCAGAGCCGCCUGCCCCACGACCGCAUGACUUCCCAGGAGGCCGCCUGCUUCCCGGACAUCAUUGGUGGGCCACAGCAGACGCAGAAGGUGUUCCUGUACAUCCGCAACCGCACGCUCCAACUUUGGCUUGAUAACCCGAAGAUCCAGCUGACGUUCGAAGCCACGGCGCAGCAGCUUGAAGCGCCGUACAACAGCGACACUGUGCUUGUCCAUCGCAUUCACAGUUAUCUGGAGAGACACGGCCUCAUCAACUUUGGCAUCUACAAGAGAGUCAAGCCUCUACCAACGAAGAAGACCGGGAAGGUGAUCAUCAUUGGAGGGGGCGUGUCCGGGUUGGCGGCGGCGAGGCAGUUGCAGAGUUUCGGCAUGGACGUGACGGUGCUGGAGGCCAGGGACCGUGUUGGGGGGAGAGUGGCAACGUUUCGGAAGGGCAACUACGUAGCCGACCUGGGGGCGAUGGUGGUGACAGGACUGGGAGGGAAUCCCAUGGCUGUGGUCAGCAAGCAGGUCAACAUGGAGCUGGCCAAGAUCAAACAGAAGUGCCCCCUCUAUGAAGCCAACGGUCAAGCUGGGGAACGAUGCACCAGCGUUCCCAAGGAGAAGGACGAGAUGGUGGAGCAGGAGUUCAACCGUCUGCUGGAGGCCACCUCCUAUCUCAGCCACCAACUGGAUUUCAACUUCCUGAACAACAAGCCUGUUUCCCUGGGACAAGCCCUGGAGGUGGUCAUCCAAUUGCAGGAGAAACACGUGAAAGACGAGCAGAUCGAACACUGGAAGAAGAUAGUCAAGACCCAAGAGGAUCUCAAGGAGCUGUUGAACAAGAUGGUGUCGACCAAGGAGAGGGUCAAGGAGCUGCAUCAACAGCACAAAGAGGCCAGUGAGGUCAAACCCCCCCGAGACAUCACCGCCGAGUUCCUGGUCAAGAGCAAGCACCGCGACCUGACCGCACUCUGCAAGGAGUAUGAUGAGCUGGUGGAGAUGCAGGUUAAACUGGAGGAGAAGCUACAGGAACUGGAAGCCAACCCUCCCAGUGACGUGUACCUGUCGUCCCGGGACCGGCAGAUCCUCGACUGGCACUUUGCCAACCUGGAGUUUGCCAACGCCACCCCCCUGUCCACCUUGUCGCUGAAACACUGGGACCAGGACGAUGACUUUGAGUUCACCGGGAGCCACCUGACGGUGAGGAACGGCUACUCCUGCGUUCCGGUGGCCCUGGCCGAAGGCCUGGACAUCAAGCUCAACACGGCAGUGCGACAGGUCCGAUACACUGCCUCCGGCUGUGAAGUCAUUGCGGUGAACACGCGCUCCACCACUCAGACGUUCAUCUACAAGUGUGACGCGGUGUUGUGCACGCUGCCCCUGGGGGUCAUGAAGCAGCAGCCCCCAGCCGUACAGUUCGUCCCCCCCUUGCCCGAGUGGAAGACCUCAGCCAUCCAGAGGAUGGGCUUUGGCAACCUGAACAAGGUGGUGUUGUGUUUUGACCGUGUGUUCUGGGAUCCCAGUGUGAACCUGUUUGGUCAUGUGGGCAGCACUACAGCCAGCAGGGGAGAACUCUUCCUCUUCUGGAACCUCUACAAAGCCCCAAUAUUGCUGGCGCUGAUGGCUGGAGAGGCGGCCGGGAUCAUGGAGAACAUCAGCGACGACGUCAUAGUCGGACGCUGCCUGGCCAUACUCAAAGGCAUCUUCGGAAGCAGUGCAGUACCUCAGCCAAAGGAAACCGUGGUGACGCGGUGGCGUGCUGACCCUUGGGCGAGGGGCUCAUACUCGUAUGUGGCGGCCGGUUCCUCUGGCAACGACUAUGACCUCAUGGCCCAGCCCAUUACGCCCGGGCCUGCCAUCCCAGGAGCCUCUCAGCCCGUCCCACGCCUGUUCUUUGCCGGCGAACACACUAUCCGGAACUAUCCAGCCACGGUACACGGAGCCCUGCUCAGUGGCCUGCGAGAGGCGGGGCGUAUCGCCGACCAGUUCCUGGGCGCCAUUUACACCCUGCCCAGACAGGCCACGGCCACCACCGCGCCCCAGCCUUCCCCCAGCGUCUAGCCCCGUUCUUCUCGGUGUCAUUCCGUGUUCGCGUAACAUUGGUGACUCCUCCUAAGACUUUCGGGAUGUGAAGACUGUUCCUGUCGUUUUGUGUUACCGUUUAAUCUCCCCGGAAAGACAAACCUUGCAACUACCACCAUACAUUCCCAAAAGACACUAGAGCGAGACCUCAGGCGUCCCCUCAAUAUGAAGUCAUCCACCAGUUGGUAACUCCGGUCAGCGCGGACGUUGCAGCCCUGUAGAAUCCACCAGUGUCGUUUUUCUGCUCUGAAAUUCUGUCUUGCUAAGAUGAGAUCAGUCAUGGAUGAGGGAAAAGAUUGGCUCGUUUGACAGCCCUAAACCAGGGCCUGGGCUAACCCUUCCUAAUUCCAGUAGGAUUACACUACACUAGGGCUGGAUUCUGAUUCUUUGAGUGAAUGUGUGAAUGUCCCCGAAAGGCCUCAAGCGUCGGGUUUACGCAGCUGUAAAGCCGUCGAGCAGGAAUUGCCCUCAGUCCGUUUGGUAUUCACUUGAAAAGAGUCCAGUGUCCAUCCCAUCUCAGUCUAAAGCAGCUGAACGAGUGCAUUCUUUUUUCUUCUCUGGUUGGUGAAUUGGAAUUCAGCCUAAGUAUCGUGGCUGACCUUGUUCUUUCCCAGCAUUAAAGAUGGAGAGGCUGAAGAAGAGGAAUGGCAGCCAAUCAAAUCCAAAAACACAAGAAUGAGCCAUAUAGGGGACAGCCAAUGACAUGCUGCUCCCUUCAUCCAACAACACAGUUGCACUCUGUUUCAGUCCCGUUUGAAAGCCAGUAGAUUUUUCUUCUGUUGAGUUGAUGCUGGCCCCUGCAACUCCGUAGCCUACAAGUGCAUUGCGUUGAUUGUCUUAAGGCUAAUGUCGCUAACAUUUGUUGUAGAUGCCUCAUCCGAAACAGGACCUGUACCAGCUAGGGUUGAGUGUAGUAAGGGAAAAAAUAUAGAAGUUUGUAUUUAAAUGCAAAAAAGAUAGAUAAUAUGACUAUGUUGAGGAAAAAAUGUGAAUGAUUGAUUUUGUUAUUGUUGUUAUUAUUAUUAUUAUUAUUGUCAUUAUUAGCCGCUUGUUUUGAAUUUAGUCAUGGCAUACUUUUUAAAAAAAAAAAUAUUUUGUCAACAAUGAGUUAUAAAAAGAAUAAAAAGAAAUGCAUCUUGC